This is a messenger RNA of Miscanthus lutarioriparius, 1833 nucleotides long. NCBI's taxonomy places the organism in Eukaryota, Viridiplantae, Streptophyta, Magnoliopsida, Poales, Poaceae. The record is from the annotation of a GenBank genome assembly.
AUGGCGGAUAUGGUUGCAUUCGGCCCUCACCGAAUGGGCCUGAGCUUAGAAUUGCUCCGGGUGCUUACCGCCGGCGACACGGUCGGUUUGGCAGAGUUGCUGCGAAGAGAAAAGCAAACAAAUGGCCAAGUGGCGAUAACCGUCCAGGCCGCGGUGGCACCGGGCGCAGUGCCUCCGCCGCCGCCGCCGGGAACGAGCUGCCUCCAUGGCGUGACCAGCAAUGGGAAUACAGCGUUGCAUCUGGUCGCCAGCCGCGGCCACGCCGAGCUCGCGGCACUCAUCUGCGACAGGGCGCCUUCGCUCGUCGCCACGCGCAACAAGUGCCUGCACACGCCGCUGCACUGUGCGGCGAAGUCCGGGAGCAGGGACGUGGCCGCCAGCAUCUUGGCCACGAUGCGGACUACUGGAGCGGACGCGCAGAUGGCUCUGCGCGCGAGGAACUGGACGGGGGCCACCGCCCUGUAUGAAGCUGUCAGGCACGGCCAUACCAGGGUGGUGGAUCUGCUGAUGAAAGAAGCUCCCGAGCUGGCUUCUCUCGCAACUGAUGGCGGUUUCUCACCGUUGUACUUGGCGGCCUCAAUUAACUCGCGGCAGAUGGUCCAGUCACUUCUACGACCGUCGCAAGAUGGGACGCAAUCGCCGGCGUCUUUUUCCGGUCCGAAGGGACGGACUGCUUUACACGUUGCAGCAGCUAGUAUCCAAGAAAUACCUCGAGAAUUACUGAAAUGGGAACCUGUUGGUCCAAGUUUGCUUACUGAAGUUGAUUCAUCAGGAAGAACACCUCUUCAAUAUGCAGUACUGUAUGGAAGACUCGAUGUUGUUGACCUAUUCCUAGAUGGUCAUACAUCUGAGCAAUCUCGCAUUCCAGAUAACCAUGGCUUAUUUCCAGUGCAUACUGCUGCUAUGAUGGGGAGUUCAAGGAUUAUUGAUGAGCUCAUAAAGAAAUGCCCGAAUUACUAUGAACUGGUUGAUGAUAGAGGAAGAAAUUUGCUUCAUUGUGCUGUUGAACAUAAUAAGGAAACUGUGGUUCGCCACAUCUGCCAGGACGAGAAGUUCGCGAUGCUGCUAAAUGCGACAGACGCUGAUGGAAACACGGCGCUGCAUUUAGCUGCCGAACACGGAUUUCCACGGAUCUUCAGUUUACUGCUGCAGGUAAUGACUGUGGAUAUAGGCAUUACCAACAAGGAUGGCCUCACUGCAGGAGAUCUUGGUUACCGUGCGAAGCAAUGCGGAAGAGUGUACUAUAUCCUGGAUCCAUGCGCUGUUCUUUUCCGUUGUCUGUGGUGGUCUGGAGUUACCAAUACCCUUACUUUAGAUGGAGUUCACCCCUUGCAUGUAGACAAGAAACUCGCUGAUUUGUUUCAAAACAAAAUCGAAGCAACUGAGGAUGAACCGUACAACGAGAAAGGAAAAACUGGAACCAUUGGAUCAGUCCUGAUCGCCACUGUGGCAUUCGCGGCAGCAUUCACCGUGCCGGGGGGGUUUAUCGCCGAUGACCACCCAAAUGCGGGGACGGCGAUACUUGCGAAAAAGUUCGCCUUCAGAGCAUUUGUGGUGUCAGACACCAUGGCCUUCGCCAGCUCCAUCAUAGCAACCUCCUUCCUUAUAUACGGUGCAAGAGAACAAAUCCCCCGCAAUCAUCGUUCCCGCUAUAACGCAGUGGCAUCUGGGUUGGUGCCGGUGGCAUGGCAGUUUUUGAUUGCCGCGUUUGCUUUUGCAUCUCAUCUGGUGCUGGGUCACACCAAUCGUGGCCUUAUUGUCUUUGUGUACACGGUGUGUUUGGCUACAGUGCUAUUAUGCACCCCCGGAAUUUGGCUUCCCAUGCAGCAGUAA